This is a messenger RNA of Homalodisca vitripennis (glassy-winged sharpshooter), 720 nucleotides long. RefSeq lists its product as uncharacterized. The transcript has 5 exons. The coding region runs from base 160 to 483 and encodes 107 amino acids. The record is from RefSeq and is a predicted model, not a curated record. NCBI's taxonomy places the organism in Eukaryota, Metazoa, Arthropoda, Insecta, Hemiptera, Cicadellidae.
UGUUUUCCCAACGUAGGUAUUUUUUCUGUUUAUCACUUUUUAAGCAAUAAAGACCUGAUUAUGAUUUAAAAUUUAAGUUUAAAAUAACACCUUUGCAGUUAUAAAAUUUAUGAUUUAUUUUAAAGCGUAAAUCUUGUGUACAUUUAAGUAAAAAGGAGAAUGCUUCAAUCAUUUUGUGGUUGCUUCAAAUUGAAAGUAGGAUGUAUUUUAUUUUGUUUUGUUUUUAUGGUGUUUCAGCUAAAAGACUUAAACGACUGUUUUCAAGUAUUUAAGUACUUAGGUCCAGAGAAAAAUGAGGACGAAGAAAAUAAAAAACAGAAACUUGACGCUAAAUCACAUUAUACUGUCAAGGCUAUGAUAGCUGGCUUUCUAUCAGCAGCGGGUCUGAUCAACACUGGUUGCCGUCUUCAUGAAACAAACUACAAUAUUGAGGAUUGGCUCUUUAAUUGUGUUCUUCAGUGCCUUUAUACCGUUUCUCCUUAGUUCUUUAAACGACCACCCUUCCGAAGCCUUUUACAUGGAUGUGAUUAACCUAAUUUUGUGCAUUUACGGUUCUUGUUUGUUGUGGAGUUACGCUGUUGAACUCGAAGAGCCAGUAGAACCGGUAGGCGUACCAGUAGUCAGGUAUGCUCCAAGCUACUAUACGCCAACAACAACACCAGAAAUGCUUCCUCAAGUACGUUAUGCAUAUAAUUACAAAUAAAAUGAAUUGAAACUUCA